This is a messenger RNA of Prinia subflava (tawny-flanked prinia), 1137 nucleotides long. RefSeq names its product olfactory receptor 14J1-like. Gene Ontology annotation, biological process: G protein-coupled receptor signaling pathway. Gene Ontology annotation, cellular component: membrane. Bases 1 to 1137 code for a protein of 378 amino acids. Lineage: Eukaryota; Metazoa; Chordata; Aves; Passeriformes; Cisticolidae. The transcript has 3 exons. The record is from RefSeq and is a predicted model, not a curated record. Gene Ontology annotation, molecular function: G protein-coupled receptor activity; odorant binding; olfactory receptor activity.
AUGGCAGGGAUUGUUUCUCUAAAUGCAGUCACGUCGCAGUUCAUUUGCAUAUUCGAGGCACGCGGACACCAUUUGGAAGUACGGGUGGGCACAGGGGUCACUAUUCGAGAAUGGCGAAGUGACGAGACGGCGCAGCGGAAGGGACGAGGACCAUUGGGAGUGGGAGCGGAGCGGCCGAGGCGGUUCCCGACAGAGAGUGAAGAAAUGUCCAACAGCAGCUCCAUCAGCCACUUCCUCCUGCUGCCAUUGGCACACACGCGGCAGCUGCAGCUCCUGCACUUCUGCCUCUUCCUGGCCAUCUCCCUGGCUGCCCUCCUGGCCAACGGCCUCAUCAUCAGCGCCGUAGCCUGCGGCCACCUCCUGCACAGCCCCAUGUUCUUCUUCCUGCUCAACCUGGCCCUCAGCGACCUGGGCUCCAUCCUCACCACUGUCCCCAAAGCCAUGCACAAUUCCCUCUGGGACACCAGCAACAUCUCCUAUGAAGGAUGUGUCAUCCAGCUCUUUUUCUUCGCCUUUUUCAUUGCAACAGAGUUUGCCCUUCUCACCGUCCUGUGCUACGACCGCUACAUGUCCAUCUGCAAACCCCUGCACUACGGGACCCUCCUGGGCAGCAGAGCUUGUGCCCACAUGGCAGCAGCUGCCUGGGCCAGUGCCUUUCUCUACGCUCUGCUGCACACAGCCAAUACAUUUUCCCUGCCUCUGUGCCAUGGCAAUGCCCUGGGCCAGUUCUUCUGUGAAAUCCCACACAUCCUCAAGCUCUCCUGCUCACACUCAAAACUCAGGGAACUUGGGCUCACUAUGCUUAGCGCUUUUCUAUAUUUUGGCGGUUUUGUGUUCAUUGUUUUCUCUUAUGUGCAGAUCUUCAGAGUCGUGCUGAGGAUCCCCUCUGAGCAGGGACGGCACAAAGCCUUUUCCACCUGCCUCCCUCACCUGGCUGUGGUCUCCCUGUUCCUCAGCACUGGCACAUUUGCCUACCUGAAGCCCCCCUCCAUCUCCUCCCCAUCUCUGGAUCUGUCAUUGUCAGUUCUGUACUCGGUGGUGCCUCCAGCCCUGAACCCCCUCAUUUACGGCCUGAGGAACCAGGAGCUCAAGGCUGCAGUGUGGACACUGAUCACUGGAAAAUUUCACAAACACUAA